Molecule: messenger RNA, 3100 nt
Organism: Onychostoma macrolepis
Lineage: Eukaryota; Metazoa; Chordata; Actinopteri; Cypriniformes; Cyprinidae
Gene: hs6st1b
Product: heparan sulfate 6-O-sulfotransferase 1b
Exons: 2
Coding region: 317-1540 (407 amino acids)
Cellular component (GO): membrane
Molecular function (GO): heparan sulfate 6-sulfotransferase activity
Source: RefSeq, a predicted model, not a curated record
GGGGUGUCGCUGUGUAGAAUAAUUAUGCGAGACAAGGGAGGUAUUUUCUGACGGGUGGCUUCACAGAAGACUCAACAACUCGAGGUUUGAGGACUGCUCUGCCUUCAUCUGCUGUAAGGGUCCCGUCUACGGAUUCGAGCUGGAUUUUUGACAGGUAGGACCGGUCGAAAUGUGGAUAUAAUGUAUCCAAACACACACUGUCUCCAGAUUCUGAACUCUUAAGUGGACCUAUGAUGAUCUGCCUACGGAGAGACGAGAAGGGUGCAAGCCACCACAGAAGCACCGCGGACUGUUGUUGUCUGAGAAAUGAUAACAAAUGAACGACACGGAAAGGAACAUGGUUGAAAGGACCAGUAAAUUUCUGUUGAUCGUCGUCGGAUCGGUCUUCUUCAUGCUGAUUUUGUACCAGUACGUGGCGCCCGGGGUGAUAAACUUCGGCUCCCCGCAGGGGUACCUUCUCGGCGAAGAGGACAUGACCAUUUUCCCCACUCCGGAUCCGCACUAUGUGAAAAAGUACUACUUCCCUAUUAAAGAUCUCGAGCGCAACAUAGAUUUCGAAAUCAAGGGGGAAGACGUGAUUGUGUUUCUCCACAUCCAAAAGACCGGCGGGACCACGUUCGGGAGGCAUCUAGUCCAAAAUGUUCGACUGGAGCUUCCGUGUGAUUGUAGACCGGGCCAGAAGAAGUGUACUUGCUACCGUCCGAACCGAAAGGAGACCUGGCUGUUCUCUCGGUUCUCCACCGGCUGGAGUUGCGGCUUGCAUGCGGACUGGACCGAGCUCACCAACUGCGUCCCGGGAGUUCUCAACAAGAAAGAAAGCAAGUCGAAAAAAACGAGAAAGUUCUACUACAUCACUCUACUGAGAGACCCUGUUUCCCGCUACCUUAGCGAAUGGAGGCACGUCCAGCGGGGGGCGACGUGGAAGACGUCCCUGCACAUGUGCGACGGACGGACACCAACGCCCGAAGAGUUGCCGCCCUGCUACGAAGGCUCAGACUGGUCGGGGUGCACUUUGCAGCAGUUCAUGGACUGCCCCUACAACCUCGCCAAUAACCGCCAAGUACGUAUGCUGGCCGACCUCAGCCUGGUUGGAUGCUACAACCUCUCCACAGUUCCUGAGAAGAGGCGCUCACAGCUGCUGCUCGAAUCGGCCAAGAAAAACCUACGAGACAUGGCUUUCUUCGGCCUGACGGAGUUCCAGCGGAAGACGCAGUACUUGUUCGAGCGCACCUUCCACCUCAAGUUCAUCCGGCCCUUCAUGCAGUACAACAGCACGCGGGCGGCCGGCGUGGACCUGGAAAACGACACGAUACAGCGCAUCGAGGAGCUCAAUGACCUGGACAUGAAGCUGUACGACUACGCCAAAGACCUGUUUCAGCAGCGCUACCAGUACAAGCACAUGCUGGACCGCCGGGAGCAGAGACUACUGAGAGGACAGGCGUCUUUCCACAGCCCGUUUCGAGAGGACGGAGCCGGAGGAGAGGGUACGGCACGCCUGCCAACCGAGGACUACAUGAAUCACAUCAUCAACGGAUGGUAACCGCCCACCCCUCUCCAGAGAGACCAAAUAAGAGACACAGUAACAAGGAGAGGGGGAAUAAACAGACCCAAGUGGAAUGUCCAUUCCCAGAUGGGAGAGUUCAACGUUCCAUUCUUUUGGUGGGAAUAUGGGACCAGGGAGCGUUCAAGAAAUAAGUCUGUGAGCGUUUCGUUUAGUGCCGCAUCUCAUAGGCCUUUUUUAAACAAAAGUUACGGCAUAACAUUAAUAUUAAAUUAUUAUCGAAUUAUUAUUUUUUUUGUUUUUUUGUGCCACAAAGUUUUUCCUUGACCUCCGUGCUGCAGUGUUUCUCAAAAAGAUUGACUGAAACAAACAGGUUUUAAUAUCUGAUUCACAUGAAUAUCUGAGAAUCUGAACUCUUUAGGAAAAUAUAAAGAUUGUUUUUAUAUACAUAUAUAUAAAUAUGUAUAAAUCUUAGAUUGCCUUUUUUUUUUAAACCUGAUGUGAAGUGGAUGGAGCCAGUCACAAGUGGUUGAAAAUUACUAACAGGUGUUGUGAGUAUGAUUUUAUAGAUAUAUCUUAAUAUAUAUAACGCAAAAGAGUCCCAUUUUCCAUGAGUGUUUUUAUCGUUUUUUUCCCUUUGAGUGUCGAUUCUCAAACAGAUUCCCAUAAGCCAUGGAGAUUGUAUUGGAAAGCCAUGACAGACGUAUCUAACUGUAGUACUGAUACCCAAAAAACGAUUAAGCCAACAUGUUUUGUUUGCUUUUUAAGCAUGUGCUAAUUUAUACAGUAUGCACUGUAUGUGUUUGUUUUUGCACAUUUGCCGUGAUCCUUUUACCCAUAAUGCAGUGCAGUAUGCCCACAUUUUGCAUUGUAAAUCACAUACCUUGAAUGAACAAAAUCCUUCUCUUCAUUUACCGAUCAGGAUUCACAUCACCAUUUGCCCUCGUUAAUUGUUAAGUUUGCACGCAUGUAAAAUGUGUUACUUGAACUUGCACUGAGCAUGUUGGGGCUUGACAUCCCUCACAGAUAGUUCUCGUUUGGCUCUGUGUCUACGGAGACUCCUUAACUCGCAUCUUCACACUUCCCUCCAGCUUAAACUCAAAAUAAGCAGACUGCUAUUGAAACCAUGUUUAGAGCCAUAUUAAAAAUGCUUAUGGGAAAAGAGUGAAGAAUGGAUCAUGUUCCGUCUGUCUCUCAGUCAGAAUAUGGAGAUCAAUGCUGAAUAAAAUCAAGAGACUGGUGAGGAAAGUGAGACCGUUGCUGUGUGUGUGUGAGUGCGUGUGUGCGUACGUUAAUGUGUACAAGUGUAUACUGGAUAUAUUUGAGGUGUCUUGAGUUUGCUUCCCAACAAUGUUCAUUACUGUGAGUAUUUCUGUUAUUCAUGACACCUGGAUCUUUAAAAUUACCAAUAAAAAGAUAUUUCCCAUUUUUAAAACAUGGUCAAUUUGGUCAUUUUUACUUUAAAUGUGCUGUUGUGUUAAAUGUUUUUUCUUUCCUCUAAACUAGUUACUCCAGUCUUCAGUGUCCCAUGUUCCUUCUGAAAUAAUUUGCUGAUUUGCUGCUUAUAAAACAUCUUUAAAUAAAUAAUUCUAAUAAUAA